UAUUCCAUCCAUCUCCAACAUCCUGAAUUUUAACCAUUAAAUUCAGUAUAACGACAGCUCUACUCUUGGAUUAACAUUUAUUUUUUGAUUUUUUCGGAACAGAGUACUUUUGAAAAAUAUUGUCUUUCUGUUUUGGUUUUUUUCUUCUUCAAAUUGAUCACAAUAUACUGUUUACCGUGUGUUUAAUACAAAAAAUGUUCAAUUGAAUGUCAAGUGUUUGUAAUUCAAGCAAUAAGAAAAUUUAAAACAAAUUGUUUUUUCAUCAUUGUAUCAACGUUAAACUGUAAGGAGUAAUCGUCAAAAUGUUUCCGCUUGGAAAAGCGGUUACAUCAUGGACCCUUCUACUUUUUGCCUUGAUUGCACAAUUCCAUUCAGGCAAAACAGAAGGUCGCGUAGUAUGUUACUAUACAAAUUGGAGCGUAUACAGACCAGGAACGGCUAAAUUCAAUCCACAAAACAUUAAUCCAUACCUCUGCACGCAUUUAAUUUAUGCAUUUGGUGGCUUUACCAAAGACAAUGCACUGAAGACAUUCGACAAAUACCAAGACAUCGAACAAGGCGGCUACGCCAAAUUCAAUGGCUUGAAAACAUUUAACAAGGAACUGAAAACUAUAUUGGCCAUUGGCGGUUGGAAUGAGGGUUCGAGCAGGUUUUCUUCGUUGGUGGCAAGUCCGCAACGGCGACAAGAAUUUACUAAAAAUAUUAUUAAAUUUUUGCGUCAGAACCAUUUCGACGGUCUUGAUUUAGAUUGGGAAUAUCCAUCAUUUAGAGGUGGUAAGCCCAGAGAUCGAGAAAACUAUGCACAGUUCGUGCAAGAACUACGUGAGGAAUUCGAAUUGGAAUCGUCGAAAACCGGUAGACCAAGAUUACUCUUGACAAUGGCUGUACCGGCAGGAAUUGAAUAUAUUAAAAAAGGCUACGAUGUGAAGAAACUGAAUAAAUAUUUGGAUUGGUUUAACUUGUUGAGUUACGAUUAUCACAGCGCUUUUGAACCGUCGGUCAACCAUCACGCUCCACUUUAUUCAUUAGAAGAGGAGUCAGAAUACAAUUACGAUUCGGAAUUGAAUAUCGAUUACAGCAUAAGAUAUUAUUUGAAUGAAGGCGCAGACAGGGACAAACUUGUGUUGGGAAUACCGACAUAUGGACGAUCGUAUACACUUCUCAACGAAGAUGUUACGGAUAUUGGUGCACCGACAGACGGUCCUGGCGCGCAGGGCGAUGCAACCAGAGAGAAGGGAUAUCUGUCGUACUAUGAAAUCUGUCAAAAUAUCAUGGAAGAUCCUGAGUGGACUGUUGUUCAACCGGAUUCGAACAAAAUGGGCCCAUAUGCCUACAAGGACAACCAAUGGGUUGGAUACGAUGACGAAAAUAUAGCAAGAAAGAAAGGAGAGUAUGUGGUGGCUAAUGGUCUGGGUGGCAUUAUGUUUUGGUCAAUUGACAACGACGAUUUCCGUGGUCUUUGUCACAAAAGACCGUAUCCCAUAAUCGAGGCUGCCAAGGAAGCUAUGCUUAACGGCUUAGGAUUGGGAGAUAAUGAAGUGGUAGGUCCAGCAAACAGAAAGAAACCGAGUCGACAGCGCAGUCGAAAUACUAACAAAAUCCAAACUCAAACCAAAGACGACGAGGAAUCUAUUUCUUCGAAUAGUGAGACUUCCCGAAGAGCGCAGACAAAUAGGCGCAGACCAUCAACUACAACUGAAAGGUAUAGUGAAAGUAGGCAUCCCGUAUCGCGAACAACGACACCUGAACCGCCGACUACACCAGAUCCGGGAGCCGAUUUUAAGUGCGAGGACGAAGGUUUUUAUCCACAUCCCAGAGAUUGUAAGAAAUACUUCUGGUGUCUAGACAGUGGACCAUCAAAUUUAGGGAUUGUGGCGCAUCAGUUUACUUGUCCGUCAGGUUUAGUUUUCAAUAAAAUUACAGAUUCGUGUGAUUACACGCGAAAUGUUCAAUGUACCAGCAAGACAUCUGCAACAACAACAACAACCAAACCAACGACAAACGAACCAGUAACAACUUCGAAAUCUCGUACUAUUGCUCCUAGUCGUAGUACGUUUUUGAAGCGGCCAACGACUACUGUCGACACUCGAUUGAUUGAUGAAGAAGAAUACAUUGACGAAGAUGAAGACGAUCAUAAGCAACUGACAGGCGAGGAAGAGGAAGAUCCGAAAGUACUUAAAGAAUUGAUCGACAUAAUCAAAAAACUUGGUGGAUUGGAACAGCUCGAGAAACAGCUACGGCAACAAGAAGACGGCUCAAUGAUUCUUAAAGACGCCGCGAAAACUGAACAGUCACCAACCGCUCCAACAUUGAUUAGUAAAACCUUGUACGAGAAAGUUCUGAAUAGCGCAACGGGUCGUAAUUUCCUCCCUAACAGUCGGUAUACAAGCACGUCAACAUUCGGCCGCAACAAUUCCGAGUCGUCCGCAAACGGCAAAACAUCCAACAAAUAUUCGUCAGUUAUACGGAACAGCCGACCAGGUCCUCAGAGCAGUGGAAUCGAACGACAAGAUGAUGUUGAUGCAAUCCAAGAACGUCCAAAAUACGUUACUAUCAAUAGACAGUCACAAUCUGCAAACAAUAAAAAUGUCAAGGACCGCACCGAUGAGGAGGAAUCGGACGAUAGAGAAACAUCGUUAGGUUACACUACAUCUCAACCGCAGUAUGUGAAUAUUCAGCGUACACGAUUUUCGACCACACAAAGUUCUUUCGAAGACAAUAGCGAAGACGAUGUCGAGUCUUCAACGAAACGGCAGUACGAGACACUGAACCGGGGAAAACCGUUUGCUGUACAAAAUGUUGACGAAGAAAGUGUUACGAUCACAACCAAUCGCUACAAAACCAUUCAACGUACUCGACCAUCUGAAGCAACGGAAGUGCCAGACAUUACCGAGACGCCAGUGUUCAUAAAUCAAGGACAACAAUUAAUGGUAUCUGAAAAUGAUCCAGUAUUAACAAACACUCCAGAAACAACGACACGUACCUAUGCUAACUUUGCGCGUAGAACAACGGAAACCGUUACAGAAGUCAAUGAACAAGAGACAUCACCAAAAUCUACCACACAGACGAUGUACAAAGACUUUACUGACUCGACCACACGACCUGAACAACAAACGGAAGUGCCCGAAUUUAUUACCGAAAUCGCUGACGUAGACUAUACUAUUGACAAUAAUCAAAAUGAGGUAACUACUCGUACGAAUGACCUUGAUACAUACAGUCCAACAUUAAUCAAUAACAGUCCAAAUACACCCACAAACCGUCCAACUAGUAGCAUAGAUAAUUCUAACGAUAAGACUGAUCAAAACAAGAAAGUCACAACAAAUACAAUCACAACAGUAGGGAGUUUCAGUAAAGAAACGCAAGAAUCAAUUGAUUCACAAACCGUAACUCCAGAAUUCCAUGGUAUCGUUUCGAGUCCUCGUCCAUUUGAGUUCUCGAAACGGACUAGACGUCCAGCAGUGCGAUUCACCAGUUCGACUGUACCGACUUCCUCCUCUACCGAUUCUUCCGUUAGCCCAGUGUCAAAUAAGGUGAGUUCAUUUGAUUACGUCGCAUCCAAUCCACGUAGAACUAUAGCUAAUUUAUUGUUGCAAAGACGUGAAAAUGUUGAACAAGAUCAGGUGAGUGGUAUCACGACUGUCGAUGAUUCGAAUGAUUCGCAAGAGAUAAAUGUAGAUACAACACGCUAUAUUGAUUCUACUUCUGCAUCACCUAAUACCUAUCCAUCUUCCACUACUAAAUUUGAUGAAGACUCCCAUGAAACUUCCGUAAAUUCAUUUAAUCGACCGAAUCGCUUUAGAACCAAAUCGAGUAUUCGCGAUGAGUCAGUCACUCGUCCGACUACUUCUCGCCGGCAAUUCACUAGUACCGUGCCACCCAAUAUCGAUGAAGUCACUCAAUCGCGUCGGGUAAUACCACGUCGUAAAUUGCGUCCAAUCGAUGACGAGAUCGAAUCGGAAGGACCAAAACAAACGACAAAAACUAUCGUUAGACCACUUCGGCCAACAAUCGAAUCAGAUUUAAGCUCAUUAACAGCAGCUGAUUUCAGUAAAUACAGCUUCGUACCGAAGAAUACAGUCCGCAGGAUCUGGCCUACUCGUACAACAACAACAACCACAACAGUCGACUAUUCAAACGUCGAUUUAAACUCUCAUGAUAAUGAUGGAAAUGUUGUUCGUUCCUCCGUUCGACGACGUCCAAUACGUCCAAGUACAGAAGCCAAUCGUAUAUCGGAAAACGAUGGAAAUAAAAUUUAUAGAGUGUCGCUGCAGAGGCCAUUAGGUCGAAGAAAGUCCGCGAACUCAGAUCAAUCGAAUCUGGAAGUUUUAGCUCAGACAGCUUCAACAGAAGACUACACCAAUUCGGACUCGGAUUCUGCUUCCAAUUCGCAACAUUUCACAAUCAGUCAAGAUGAUUUUACCAACGAAAAUGUGGUGACUACAGAUCCACCACUGAAGUUAACGCUGGAGCGAAAACUAAGCUUUGGUUCAGGAGACAAUAGAUUUGAUGCAUUUGGAAAUCACAGAGUUAAUGUCAACAAAUACGUUUCGGACUCUCCGAUAAUUUACUUGAAUUCGCGUAGCACAACUAGCUCUCCUUCAAAUCUAUUACACACAGAAGACGCAGAACAAGUCAGUGUUAGAACUGAUUCAAGUACAUUGCUUAAUCCACUCAUUUAUUCGAUCGCAAUUGAUAACACAAACUUGGAAGAUAUUUCUACAACAUCAAUUGACAGUGCACAAACAACUACUGUUCGACCUAAUUUACGACGUCCAGCUUAUCGUAGUAGAGCUCCUUUGCCAGGACUGAAUGAAACAAACACCGAAAAAAAGACAAUUGAUACUGCCCCACCUAAAAGGCUGUUCAAAUUGAAGCUGGACUAUGGCAAACAUAAUGAACCAGAUAAUCGAAAAUCGGUGGAGGGACUAAUCUUUGCUGAAUCACUGAAUACAACAAAAGGUGACCGGAAGCCUCUUUUCCGUACGAUAUCGAAAAGUACAUACUCUGAAUUUGAUGAAAUAACAGAGGUCUCCUCAGUAGAUAGUUCCGUACUGAGUGGUCCAGAAGAUGAAUUCGAAUUACUUGCGCGAGACAAUGGUGAAGCGGCCACAACUACACUACCAAAAUUGGAAGAUGAAGAUUUGUCUGAAGAUUUUAUAAAGGAAAUCGACAGCAAUCAAUUAUAUCAGAAUACUCCAGUCGCACUACUUAACCCUUUAAUUGCUCUUAAUUUAAUUGAUACAACACUGUCACCAGAAAGUACCCAACCCGAGUCUACUGAUAUCAAUUUUGAUAGCACUGAAGGAAUAGAUAUCUAUCGCACUGAGUCACAAGAUGAAGAUGCUUUCGACGACAUAACCACAGAACCGUCCACAGAGUCAGCGGUGGAACGAAACUCAGCAAAUUCUGAAAGAGUAAAGGCAUUCCGAGGUAAAAUUAAAGCGGAAACAGAUGAAGACUCCAAGACGCCGUCCAAUCGACGUCCAACUUACCGUGGUCGUGUGUCUUCAACAACCGAAAGUAGUACUGAAAUCAAUGACACUGACGGAGGUGUAACGGAAUCAACGGAAAGAAGGCCGACACCGAGACGAAACAACCGGCGACCGUAUCAAAAUAGAAAUGAAGUCAAUUCUGAACGUGAAAUCAAUAGUAGACGAACAAAUCGUCGACCGUUACAAAGACCUAGAACGGCUGGAGAAACAACUGAUGGUAGAAAUGAGUCUAACAACGAUGACGCUCAAUUGAUCAGACAUGUGAUUCGAAGACCAGCGUUAAGUGGUCGUACAAAUAGCGACGAGGAAGAUUCGACCGGAAACAGAGUGCAAUUUCGGCGUAGACGACCAAUCAAAGGAAACGACGAUGAAACAUCAACACCACUUCGAAAUAGAGUUCGUAGACCUAACUUGCGACCAGUAGAUGGAUUCGAUGAUGAUGAGGAACGGCAAAUCAAUCCGAGAGGUAGAGUCCGGAGACCUAUUGCUCGACCACUGUCAACCGACUCUGAUAUCAGUGAUGAAAGUACAGAAUUCCCAGCCACAGAGAAAAUACGAAGUGAUUCGGAAAGUAUAUCCUUAAUACGAACGUCUGGACGAAAGGCCAUUGCACAAAUUUUCGAUGAAAUAGCAGCGACCGACGAAAAUGUUGAUACAUCUACAGAUGUACCCACUGACUUGAAUGUACAAAACAGAUCUAGAGUUCCGUCUAAUAUUGAAAUCGAAAACAAAAUCCGUACACAAAGUGGAGAGACCUCAAAUGGUUUUGUAAAUAGGCGUAGAAAGAUUAUUCGACGCCUGCGGCCAACUUCCACAACGGAACAGUCGCUAAAUGAAAGUGUACCCAAUGAGUCUUCUAGUGUUGCACCAAGACGGAAAGUAAUACGGAAAUUGAUUCGAAGGCCACCCACUUCCGAAACUCCGUAUCAUGAGUCAAAUGGUAACAUUGAAUUACUGCCUGUCCGUGGAACAUUUGGACCGCAUGACGCAGAAAAAUUGAAUUCAUCGGAAGAGGACAAAGACCAAGUUUCCAACCGCCGAGGUAAAGCAAAACUAUUCCCAGACGUCGGGGAUGAUCUUGAAAAUUACUACGACAACGAUGUCUUCUCGAACGAUGACAAAAAUAAUGACACCGAUAUCGAUGAGGAUGAAUACGAAGUGAACGAUGAAGACUACGACAAUCAAACGAACAGCAAACAAAGUUCAUCGACAACUACAAAGUCAGUUUUGAAUUCACGAUUAUUUGCUAGCCGACCACCAUUUAGUAGACCAACUCGACCUUCCGCCGAUAAUGUUGCUAGCACUGUUGAUUCAGUGACGACUCCAAGAUCAUAUGUAAGAAAAUACAGCAGCAAAUUUGCAUCGCUCAAUCAACCGUCGGUUGAAGAAAAUAGCGAAGAGCUUGAACUUAUCGGAACAGUUAAACCUUUUGUCGUUCACGAAAAUCUAAAUCGGUACCGCAACUCGUUUAAGAAGGAAGAAGACAUAGUUAAUGCUGACGAUGAAGUCAAUGAUGACGACGAUGUACCCAGUAAAAAUGUGAAAUUGAACUAUGGAAUAAGGCGUCCAUCGAACCGACCAUUUUCAAACCAAGGUAUACGAGAAGACUACGACGACGAUCAGGAGGUCGAUCUGAAAUUCUCGAAACCGGCACCAGCGCGAAAGCAAAACCGACCAUUUGGGCCGAUUGGGCAAUCUGAUCUUGAAGCUGUUGAAGAAAAACCAUUAGUACGGCCAGCUCCGUUCAACCGACCAAAGUAUUUCACUUCGGCUAAGAAAGAGGAAAAUGAUAUUCUGCCGGAACCGGAGAUCGAAACUGAUGACAAAUCCAAUUCGCCGUACAGACCGAAACCGCCUCGAGUGAGACCAUCACCAGCAACAGUAACAACCAAAUCGAGUCGGAAGCAAAACAAUCCGUACACAAACAAAAAAUUCUCCAGCACAAGUAGUGAAACAAGCUCAUUGAAUCCACUGCUAGACGAUCUCGAUCGCAAUGCUCUGAACUCUCGAAAUAAAAAAAUAUUCGAAAAGAGUAGUAAGAAACACUUAAUUCUCAAUCCUAGCACACAACAUCAACAUGAAUCAAUUGAUCAAACAAACACCUCAAACACUCCACCAUCAAACAGUGAAAAUUCCGAGUACUACACUGAAGAUUACACACUUACAAUGAGUACGAACGAUGGUGGAGAGUACAGUACACUUUCGGAAAUUCAAUUUGAUGACACAACACAAGAUAAUUUGUUGAACACAAUAAAUUUUAAUGAAUUACAGGAAGCAACCACCGAAGAUCAAUCGGUUGUGUUCAAAGUUGGAAGACCGACAACGACGCCAAAGCCGACAACGUUACACCACGUAUUCGCAAUAGACUAUGAUGAGAAAACUGAAAUGAUUCAAAUGCCGCUGGAAGUGAUGGAAGAGAAAACGUCUGAACUUAUUAGUCAAAAACUCGAAAAGAUAGCUGAGGUCAGUCGUGUAGUAGAAAUUUACUCACAACAUAGCAAUAAUGGUGAUAACAAAUCCACUCAAUCCAAUUUGGUUAUUGAGAAACUGCCUACCGUCAAUAAGCUGGGCGAAAUCAGUCGAAUCAUAUCGAUCAAAUUGGUCGAACAAAACAAGGACAACAGUUCGUUGAAUGAAAUAACAAAACCAACAACGAUGUCGCAUCUCGACGAAUCGAAACGACACGCAAAAUCGAUACAAAAACUAAUUUCGCCAGAAACGAUAUUCAGCGUUGAGACGUCAACCAUUCCAUUAGAAGCUCUUUUCCAAAAUGAACGAACAAGCAAAGUCUUGAGUGCUUCCGAUAGCCAAUCUCAACCUCAUAUAGUCAAUGCAGUAACGGCCACCGAUGCCGACAAAAAUCCAACAAAUGAAGUAUUGACAACGGAUAUUUCGCCCACAAAGCAUGUCAUUCAAAUCGAACCGGAGGCAAGACCAUUGGUCAUAUCGCUAGCCAAUUUAGAUAAAGUUGUGCUAAGUAAAUUGACAAACAUUACGUCGCCGGCAGGUAAUGAUAGUGAUGACGUCCAUGCAACCGGGAAGGUAAGCACAAAUGUUGAUGCACCUCAAGUAGUUGUUGCUAGCAAUGAAACGAGUAAAACAGACAGCACAGUAGUGGAUUCAAUAGAUCCGAUUGUAAAUACACAGACCAGUUACAGCAGCGAAAUCAGUCGCGUAGUUAAAAAGAGUCCCAAAGUUACGGAACAUGGUGUGGACCAGCCAAUUGUUGAAGACGGUUUAGAACAAACUGUAGCACAACCUUCUAAGAAGAUACGGCCGAAUUUCCGUCCCAAUUUUAGACGUCCACCAUUCUCAACGAAAAAAUUGAACACAACCGUUGUUUCGAACGAAAUUCUACCCACCACCGAAUCCAUUGUUCCGACUUAUCAACCGAAUCGUAGAAGACGUCCAACGACAACAGCAACAACAACAUCGGCACUGAUUCUAACGACAACGGAACCUAGUAACAAAAAUACCAUCAAACGUAAAUAUUCGUCUCGGCCAAAUAUCGACCGUCGCAGAUACACACCGUUGUCCACAUCGAAAACGACAACGUCUACCACUGAAGCAACGGUUACCCGAACCGAACCGUAUCGGACCACAACCAAUAAGUUUUUCAGACGUCGAUAUAACUAUUUCUCAACCACAACGAAACAACCGACAAAAAAUGCAACCGCCACCACGCCAACAACAAAAUCGCCGGUACAUGAGAAGGUUGUAGAAGAGAAUAAAAACCGAUACAAUAAUGUCGAUCAAAAAAUUGAACCGAGUAUUUUGGAUACGAAAUUCGUUAACAAUCGAUUCAAUCAAAUUGGCGAAAAUCUAAAAGACGACGGCUUAAUUGAAGCAAUCACAGCUACCAUAUCGAAAGCACCGCUUCCCGUAUCAGCUUCGUCAUCAACAUCGAAAUAUUCCAAUACGUACAGUUUCUUUAGUGGCGAGGAUCGUAGGGACGUUACAGAUUCGUACAAUACAGAAGAACCAAUCACUAAACGGAUCGGAGUGAAUUUUUCGACCAGACGAACGAUACCUAGACGAAUAAUUACAACAACCGCAGCAACAACAACAACCCCAUCACCGAGACGCGAAUAUUUACAAAGACGGCGACCUCAGCCGUUUGAGAGGACACAGCGUUUGGACUUUAGAUCCGAAGUGCCAGUUCAAGAAUACAAUCCCAUUCAUAACGACUAUGAUUACUAUGAUGAUGGUAAUUUGGGAAUCGUUGACAGUCACCACCAUUCAAAGAUAAAAGUUAUACUGCACGAUUUCGGUAUAAUCGAAUGUUUGGAUCAAGGAAAUUUUCCCCAUCCUCUAUCCUGCCGUAAAUUUAUCACAUGUGCCAAAAUGGAAAUAGGGGGCGUGGUAGGUUGGGAAUAUACUUGCCCAAAGGAAUUAAGUUUUGAUCCGGUUGGCGGAAUGUGCAAUUAUUCAGCUGGACUUGGUUGCAAAGAUUGAAUUUAAAAUGUUUGGAUUUUCAAUGUGCAUGUUGAUUGUUUUUCUUUUUCUUAUUUUUUAUUAAGUAAGUUAUCUAUAAAACUAGUAAGAGCAUUUUAGUGUAACUUAGUGUAUAUUCAAUUCCGUGUUACUCGUACGACCAAUAAAAUAUAAAUCAAUGGGACAAAAUUUAUGGAAAUUUUACUUCUUGGUUGAAAUUCACUGAAUAUUUUUUUGUGAAAGCGUUUUCCUAC
Messenger RNA from Bradysia coprophila, 10180 nucleotides. It is a transcript of the gene Cht6, whose product is annotated as Chitinase 6. Lineage: Eukaryota; Metazoa; Arthropoda; Insecta; Diptera; Sciaridae. Gene Ontology annotation, cellular component: extracellular region. Gene Ontology annotation, biological process: chitin catabolic process; carbohydrate metabolic process. Gene Ontology annotation, molecular function: chitin binding; chitinase activity. The record is from RefSeq and is a predicted model, not a curated record.